AGAAAAUUGGGAAUUUUUAGAAAAUAGAUUAGGCGUAACAAAAAGAAUUUUUCAUUCAAAUUACUCUUCACUUCCAUUUGAUAUUAAUUUACAAGGUGGAGAAAUUAAUGAUGAUGACUUACUAACAGAAAAAAUAGCUUUAAAAUUAGCUUUAGAACGAGAACAAGCAAAACAAAAUCAACUAUUGAUAGUGAUGACUCUCAAGAAACUAAAGAACUUAAACAAAAAAAUAUUAGAAAAGGCAAACAAAAAGUAG
Messenger RNA from Scutellospora calospora, 256 nucleotides. The record is from the annotation of a GenBank genome assembly. Lineage: Eukaryota; Fungi; Glomeromycota; Glomeromycetes; Diversisporales; Gigasporaceae.